Molecule: messenger RNA, 2308 nt
Organism: Cadophora gregata
Lineage: Eukaryota; Fungi; Ascomycota; Leotiomycetes; Helotiales; Ploettnerulaceae
Exons: 2
Coding region: 1-1710 (569 amino acids)
Source: RefSeq, a predicted model, not a curated record
AUGGAAUCAGACAUGGAAUAUUCAGGUUCGAAUUUUCUGUUGCAGGCAGAGGCCUUGGCCGAAUCGGUCAACAAGAAUCCAAGCAGCUUUUUGACCUACCUUGGGACACUCGAGGCGGAACACACGCGCUUGAGUGAGGCAACAGACACUCUUACAGCUCGGAAUGAGGAGCUGCUCGGGAUUAUCGAACGUGCAAACGUCAAGUUCCUCGAAGGCCGACCAGAAAAUGACAAGGAGUUCACCGAUUGCCUGGUCAAGCGCAUUGUUCAGCUGAACGACGAGAACAGAAGUCUGAAGAACGGCCAGGAGAUCAACAAAUUGCUGAAGAUGCAGAACAAGAUGCUGCAAGAUGAGCGAGAGUACCAAGCCAAUGCCGUGUUGAGCCAGGCGGAGAACAUCGACAAGGAGUACACUCGGCUGAGCAGAGUCUUGUAUGAAUAUGGUGUCAAUGCCGCUAGGCUACGUAACGAACGCGAUAUUCUUCGCCAUAAUCUCGAGGUCACAAGGAAAGCUGGGGACAUCGAGAAGACCAUUAUGAGAACUGAGUUCAAUGAUAAAAUAGUGGAACUCAAUAGGGCAUACGACACGCUCCGGUUGGAAAUAAGAAGAGAGAUCGCACAGCUCCAACAGGGGGAUGUUGCUAAGAGCCGCAUCGUCAAGCUCAUUGACACGUCAGAGGGGAGUGACUCAGACGAUAAUUAUGUGGAACAUCAUUCGCAGCCGUGUGAUUCUGAUAAAGCUCAAGAUUCCUUUGAUGAUUUUCUCGACGAGCGUUUGUGGCAACAAAAUAUUAACAUUACCAUCCUGCAAGACGAGAACAAACGGCUGCAAAACGAGCUGAACGCCACACAUCAUGUCUUCGCAGAUCUAGAACGCUCAGAGGCAGUGAACCGGUACCUUCGAUCAGAAGUCUCUGCUUUAGCAGUCAAGUUCAGCCAAGUAUCUGAUGAUGCUUUGAACACAUUCAACACCCACUUUGAGAAGGCGAUGAGCACAGCAUGGAGCAACUUUGGGAAAUUGCAAUUGGCUAUGGAUGAUCAACUCCACUCCAACGUUGAUCUCGAAACUUCAGCUCGAAUCACUGCCUUCUCAGAGAGGGUUUGCGAGUUCGGACAGAUGCCUUUAUCAAAGAUGGAACAGGACAUCCAAGUCCUCGUGGAAAGCACCUGUGAGCACUUCAGUGAUAUUCAAGAGGGGUUUGACACUCUUGGAAGAACGGAGCUUGACUAUAGGGACCACAUAUUGUGGCAGAAAUACUGUGAUGAAAAGCUGGAGAAGGAUGGCAAGGAAGGCAACAAUUCCAUCGAUUUGAAGUGUCUAACUACUACAGAUCAAGAGACUCUCGUCGAUGACAGUACUGACACUGACUCAUCAUUGACCGGUCCUCUUCUUGCAUCCCAGAGGGAUAUAGCAUCCGAAUGCUACAGAUCGGAGUCCAUCACCACAAACGAACUCGAACAAACAGCCAGGGUGAGCCCUAGUCCGGAAUAUCUCCACAAUGGAGUUGCUCACGCCGGAUUGGUCUGGCGAGCAGAAGCCUCUACGGAACCCCGGUCUUCUUUACCACAGGUUGGACACGACACUAUCGAAGCGUUGCCACCGCAGCCAGCAUCAGUAGAUUGUCAUGAUUUAAGAGCAAUGAGACGAAUUCCUGAGGUAGACGGGCCGAAACAGAGGACAAGAGGCUGGGCAGUGCCUUACCAACAAUGAGACUGUCAAUGAGCGGCGACGGUUACUGAUGCUGAGUCACAUAGCUGGUGGUAUUCUAUCGAGGAGGACCGCUCUGUGAGAGAACAUUAAUAGAAGGUUUAAUUCCACUCCUGUUGUCCGACAUUCUUUUGUGACGCGGGCCGCAACUGUCCGACAGGAAGCCCAAACCUUUGCACUUCAGGCUUAACUAUUGACCGUAGAUUCUAUCCUCAAUCAAGAUUCCUAAAGGAGAAGAAAAAAAUUCGAGCAAGAAAUAAAGUAAAAACCUGCUCAGUCCUAAAAACCUGCUCAGUCCGUGCCUCCGUGUAUUUCAAAGACUGGCCUACACUGCUCGCCCAUCAACUAUCUCUAUCAUCGGCAGCCCAUCUAUAACAUGUACAUAAUGAGAUAGAACUCGCUGACAAUACACCACCACAUCAUGAACAAUUAACAGGCCUCGAUGAUUGCGGCUGGAGAAAUGUUGUUGGUUUUCGCCAAAUUUAGCAGAGCCGCAUCCCCAGAUCGUAGUGUCAUGCUUAGUCAUCAAAUCUUGGAACAUUCCGAGUCUCUGGAGCUUUGAUUUCGAGGUCCUCAUUGUCCCGACGAACUCAGUCUCCAG